AUGACAGGAGCGUCAGGCAAGUCCCAACGUGCAUCACGCGCUACUCGACACGAAGAAGCCGCUCGACAGGAGGACACUCACCCCACAGACUCCAGCGCGCCUCAGGAGCCACAGCUCGGGGAUUCAGCAGGGCGGGAGGCGUCAUCUGCUCCCAAGGAAUCAACGCUUGGCGGAAGCCACAGAGGCGACGGGGGUUUGGACUCGCAGCGGGACCAGCCGGAGAGGUUGGGGCGCGUGGAGGAGGUGACGGAGGAACAGGAGACGUCGUGGGGCGAGGCGGCUGCGGCUGUAGAGGCAAGGGAAAACGGCACACAGGUGACCGAGUCGGAGGCUGCUGCGGUGGCUGAGGCUGCGGGUACUGCGGUGCCAGAGGUAGUGGCUGCUGCUGCGACGGUGGUGGCUCCAGCGUCUGUUGGCGGGCCUGACGCUGCCUCUGUCGGCGGUGGCGCCGGCUGUGCUGGCUGCGGCAGGGAGACGCAAUGGCAGGCGCAGGGAGAGGCGGAGCUGGUGGGGCAAGAGGCGGACGGAGAGGAGGAGGUGCAAUCGUUGGUGGAAGAGAGGCGCUCCUGCGAUCGGGAACGUGGCGGGAACGCCACGAUCGCCCUGAACAGGUGGCAGAUCCUAUGA
Messenger RNA from Closterium sp. Naga37s-1, 627 nucleotides. NCBI's taxonomy places the organism in Eukaryota, Viridiplantae, Streptophyta, Zygnematophyceae, Desmidiales, Closteriaceae. The record is from the annotation of a GenBank genome assembly.